AUCAUUGACCCAGUGGCAGUCGUCCGAGUUGAAAGCAUCGAAGCGAUUGGAUUGUUAAAGUUUCUGUCCGAACAAAGCAACUCAUAAAUAAUUUAGACAUUUUAUUCUUUCGUGAAUUGGUUCUGUGUCAACGAGAUUGCGAGAAUUAGAAACUAUUAUCCUGUUAAACGUAGUUGAAAUAUCGAAAAAUCAAUAAUGUCUACGCCGACCCACGAAUUCAAUGUUGAAAUGACUUGUACCGGCUGUUCCGGUGCCGUGGAACGAGUACUCGGCAAACUCAAAGAAAAAGUCGAAAAGGUUGAAAUCGAUCUGGACAACAAAAAAGUGUUCGUUACCUCGAAUCUAUCGGCAGAUGAGCUACUGGAAACGAUCAAGAAAACUGGAAAAGAAACCAGCUACGUAGGACUCAAAGCUUAGAGAAGGAGGAAUCUAAUAAGGAAACAAAUGUUACCAGUGCAAUGUGGAAUCCAUAAAGCAAAAAAGAGAGGAAAAUUGAACCAAACCCGCUCAGGGAUGCUUUCUCAAAUUCUGUUUCCAACUGAUUCGCUAGGCCCUGUGUGUUAUCCUUUUUGUUUUAUUGUAGCUUCUAUUAAAAUAUAUUUUUUGAUCAGAAAGUAUUUGCAGUAUGUACAUUUGUUUAGCCAUGUAGAUGUGGUUCCCAUUAAACUUUUUCAUUUGGAAGUCAUUUGAAAAAAAAAAACAUCCACAAUGCCAAACAUCAUUCGACAAUGGAGAUUAUAUACUGUGCGAGUAUUGUUAAGUGAAAAUGCGAGCAAAUAGAAAUAAAAGGUUCUGAAUUUUUAUACAAUCUAAAACUA
This is a messenger RNA of Uranotaenia lowii, 818 nucleotides long. It is a transcript of the gene Atox1, whose product is annotated as copper transport protein ATOX1. Bases 196 to 417 code for a protein of 73 amino acids. NCBI's taxonomy places the organism in Eukaryota, Metazoa, Arthropoda, Insecta, Diptera, Culicidae. Gene Ontology annotation, biological process: copper ion transport. Gene Ontology annotation, cellular component: cytosol. The transcript has 3 exons. Gene Ontology annotation, molecular function: metal ion binding; copper chaperone activity. The record is from RefSeq and is a predicted model, not a curated record.